Messenger RNA from Dermatophagoides pteronyssinus (European house dust mite), 1629 nucleotides. It is a transcript of the gene Rbbp5, whose product is annotated as retinoblastoma binding protein 5. Lineage: Eukaryota; Metazoa; Arthropoda; Arachnida; Sarcoptiformes; Pyroglyphidae. Gene Ontology annotation, cellular component: Set1C/COMPASS complex. The record is from RefSeq and is a predicted model, not a curated record. Gene Ontology annotation, molecular function: protein binding.
CUAUCGAUAGUAAUAAAUUUUUCUUCUGCACUCCAACAAUUAAUUUUGGCAGAAUUGAUUUGAAGAAUUUCAAUUUUUAAGAAAUUCAUGAAUCAUGAAUCUUGAAUUGCUUGAACAAUUCGGGCAAAAUUAUCCCGAAGAAUUUGACGGUGUUCUCGAUUGUUUUGCAACUGCUACAAGUGUUGCUUUUAAUCGAAGAGGCUCUGUGUUGGCUGUUGGUUGUAACGAUGGUCUUGUUUUUAUAUGGGAUUUUUUGACUCGUGGUGUUGCCAAAAUGAUUACGGCACAUGUUUUGCCGGUAACAUCAUUAUCUUGGUCUCGAAACGGAAAAUUGUUAGCCACUUCUUCCAAUGAUUGCUAUGUUUAUGUUUGGGAUGUUUUGAAAUCACAACCAAUAAUUAGAUGGCAUCUAAAUACAUGUGUUUCAUCUGUACAGUUUUCACCACGAAAUCAUCAUAUUCUACUUAUACAUUCCAUGAAGCAACCAUCACAUUUAGUUCAAUAUCAAAUUUCUUCCGACGGUACAGCUAAAUCGAUUGCUCAUUCAAAAAUACCUCACGAUGAAGAGUCGGAAUUCGAUGUAGUUUCAUCAUUCGAUCGAAGAGGAGAAUACGUGUUUUCUGGCAACACCAAGGGCCGAAUACAGGUGAUUCGUUUGGAAAAAGGCAGUAUAAAUUUUUCGAUCGUCACAUCCUUCAGGGUUUCGAACACUGCAAUCAAACAAAUAGAAUUCGCGCCUAAAAAUAAAAACAUCUUUUUGGUCAAUAGUGCCGAUCGAAUCAUUCGAGUUUAUGAUUCAGCCAGCAUACUUGCCAAUGAUUCUGCUAAUACCAAAGGACGAAAAGGAAAUAAUAUAACAAUGGGAAAUGAUUUUAAACUUGACCCAGAGCCUAUUCAAAAAUUACAAGAUUUGGUCAAUAGAACGAUCUGGAAAAAAUGUUGUUUUUCCGGGGGUGCCGAAUCUGAUUACAUUUGUGCCGGUUCUUCUAGACAGAAUUCUUUAUACAUUUGGGAACGUAAUGUUGGAACUUUGUUGAAGAUUUUACAUGGUACCAAAGGAGAAGUUGUUUGCGAUGUAAUAUGGCAUCCAAUACGACCGGUUAUUGUUUCCAUUGCAAGUGGAGUGGUGUCUAUUUGGUCUCAAGCUCAAAUCGAAAACUGGUCAGCAUUUGCUCCAGAUUUCAAAGAAUUAGAAGAAAACAUUGAAUAUGAAGAAAAGGAAUCUGAAUUUGAUGAUUAUGAUGAAGAUAAAGAAGAUCCGAACAAAGAUAUGGGUGCGACCGAUGAAGAAGAUGCCGUAAUCGAUGUUGUCACCCCUCACAGUAAUGAUGUAUUUCUUAGUAGUGAUGAGGAACAAGAAGAUCGUGAUGCAUUGGUAUAUUUUCCCAUCUCAGUUGAUAUGGAGAAUGUCGAAUUGGAUACGGGUGACGAAAACUUUUUCGAUGAAACAGUGCUAUCGAACGUUUCGAAUAUUGAAAAUAAUCAUCGAGAACAUAGACGACAAACAAUAACUCGUUCAGAUGUUUCAAGCAUUGAUCGUAAUAAUGUUUGUACGAUUCAAAUUUGAGCUAAAUAAUCAUGGAAAAAAAAUGUUAAACAUUUACUAUUACACAAUUUUUUUUUUUUGUA